This is a messenger RNA of Cyprinodon tularosa, 1952 nucleotides long. Its product is annotated as leucine-rich repeat flightless-interacting protein 2-like. The transcript has 17 exons. Bases 339 to 1751 code for a protein of 470 amino acids. Gene Ontology annotation, molecular function: RNA polymerase II cis-regulatory region sequence-specific DNA binding; DNA-binding transcription factor activity, RNA polymerase II-specific. NCBI's taxonomy places the organism in Eukaryota, Metazoa, Chordata, Actinopteri, Cyprinodontiformes, Cyprinodontidae. The record is from RefSeq and is a predicted model, not a curated record. Gene Ontology annotation, biological process: regulation of transcription by RNA polymerase II.
GCAGCGGCGCAGCGAGCAGAGGAGGAGGAGGCGGAUCAGCGGGCAGACGGGCCGCUGCACAGACCGAACCCUGAUCUGGACCCUCAGACCGACCAGGACCGAACCUGCGGUUUAAGGCAGAGACCGGAUUACAUCAUGGGUUCUACUGGAUCCGAACCGAACCUCUAAGUUAUCUGGACCUAACAGGUAAAAACCACUGAGGGAUGCGGUUCAUCUGGAUCCAGAUCCACAGACCGAACCGCUGAGUCUAGAACCGGAACCAUCCUGCAGCCAUUCCUCCAUCACCGCAGGUUCUGGACCUCAGGGGGGUUCGGCUGCAGGUAGAGCCGCCCAGAACCAUGGGAACCCAGGGCCCCGGCCGGAAGAGGGUCCCGAACCGGGACAGGCUGGCUGCGGAGGAGGAUGCGCUCAGUCAGAUAGCGCGAGAGGCCGAGGCCCGGCUGGCGGCGAAGCGCGCGGCGAGAGCCGAGGCCCGGGAGAUCCGGAUGAAGGAGCUGGAGCGGCAGCAGAAGGAGCUGUUCCACAGCACCAAGAAGUAUUAUGGUCUGGAUAAUAAGUGGGGUCACAUCGAGCAGUGGAUGGAGGACAGUGAGCGCUACUCGCGCCUUUCACGGAGACACGCCUCGGUCUCUGAUGAUGAGGAGAGGAUGUCUGUGGGCAGCCGAGGCAGCUACAGGCCAUCAGACUAUGGCGGCCUCCUGGGCUCCAGCUCUCGGGCCUCCUCCAGGGCCAGUUCAGCCCGUGCAAGCCCUGUGGUGGAGGAGAGGGCGGACCGAGAGUUCAUGGAAAAGGGCUCCAGGACGGCGUCAACUUUGUCCGCCGCCACGCUGGCUUCGCUGGGCGGAGCCUCAUCCCGUAGAGGAAGCUGUGACACGUCGUUCUCCGUGGAAACAGAGGCCUCAAUCAGAGAAAUGAAGGACUCUCUGUUGGAGGCGGAGGAGAAGUACCGCAGAGCCAUGAUCUCCAACGCUCAGCUUCACAACGACAAAACCACUCUGAUGUUCCAGGUGGAGAACCUGAGAGAGGAGCUCAGCGACAUGGAGGAGCUGCUGUGGGAGGCCCGGCGCCGCUGGGAGGAGUCCAGCAAGGAGUUGGAGCGCGAGCGUCAGGCUAACAGCGUCCUGAAGGGCCAGUUCAAGGAGAUGGAGGACAGGCUAAGACAGACCAACGAGACGCUGACGAACCAUGGAGUGGUUUUCUCUCCCGACACGUCGAACGGCGACGUGGAGCUGGCCGACGAUGACUCCGCCUCCCCCCUAGCCGAGGACCCGCCUCACAGUGGCAGAGAGAGCGUGCUGGAGCUGCGGAUGAAGAAGCUGUUUGAGGACAGAGAAGGUUUAAGGGAUCAGGUCCGGCUGCUGAAGUCUCAGCUGGAUCAGCGGAGCAGCGCGGAUGGAGUCCAGAACCCCGGGGGGAACGAGAGCGGCAUAGAUCCUCAUCUGUUAGAGCUGCAGAGAGACCACAGCCGGCAGAUCAGUGAGCUCAAGUUCAAGCUGGUCAAAUCCGAACAGGAAGUCACGACUCUGGAGCAAAACUUGCUCCGCCUAGAGGGCCAGUUGUGUCGUUACAAGUCGGCGUCUGAGAACGCAGAGAGGAUCGAAGAUGAGCUGAAGGUGGAGAAGAGACGACUGCAGAGAGAGCUGCGCUCGGCUCUGGACCGCAUCGAGGAGCUGGAGGUCAGUAACAGCCACCUGUCCAAGCGCCUGGAGAAGAUGAAGGCCAACAGGAACGCUCUGCUCUCCCAGCAGUGAUUCCCAGUCCACCCAGCAGCACCUCCUGAGGAACUCGUCUCCACAGAGGGACGCAGUCGGCACCGGGUGGGUGGAGGACACAGGCGCUGAGACAACCUGUCCAAAAGGAAGCCCCUCCAGCCCGGUUCUGACCCUCAGGUUCCUGUUCCACCUGUGGACUGGAGGUCUCCUGGUGGGGGGGCGGUUCCUCCAUCCAGCCCG